Botrytis sinoallii is the source of this 2478-nucleotide messenger RNA. RefSeq lists its product as uncharacterized. Gene Ontology annotation, cellular component: cytosol; nucleus. Gene Ontology annotation, biological process: protein deubiquitination. Lineage: Eukaryota; Fungi; Ascomycota; Leotiomycetes; Helotiales; Sclerotiniaceae. The coding region runs from base 1 to 2478 and encodes 825 amino acids. The record is from RefSeq and is a predicted model, not a curated record. The transcript has 8 exons.
AUGGCAGCGCAACCAGCUGCUCAAGAUGUGCAAUCCUUUCUGGACAUGACUGGACAGACAAACCGACAAGAGGCUAUCUUAAGAUUGAAGGGCAACAAUAAUAAUGUUCAACAAGCAAUCAACGAGUACUAUGAUGAUCUUGAUCUUGGAAGGAAUCCUAAUCGAUACACUUGGGAUGAUAGCCAAUUCAACAGCGAUCGUGAUGGAGGUGGUGCGCAACAUGGUAUUUCUUUUGCAGUCCAAGGCCCAGAUGAAUUUCCCGCCUUUACUCAUUUCGAAAGCGCUGCACCCUCUAGACCACCAUCUAGAACUAGUAACAAUAAGUCGCCUCUGAGCAAAGCUGUGGAUCUCACGACUAGUGAUUCUACCACUGCCUUUACCCAAUAUGUCGACAACGAUGAUAAAGAACUCCAGCAAGCGCUUGCUGCUUCUAUGGCAGACUCUAGCUUACCCCCGCAAGAGUCCGGUGUAGUUGGAACAGAUAAACCUUACUUUGGUCCUGCUACAAGAUCUGACUAUGGAGAUAAUUGGGCCAUGGUUCCUAUAUCAAGUGUCAAGGAAAUCUAUGAAGACCCAGAACCAUGGGAUCGCUUGCGGAUCUGGGAAGACACAAGACCUACCACACCCGCCUUUCUUAAGCCUUCUGGAGACGGACAUAGACUAGGUGCUCUUCUGACAAUCUAUUACAACAUUCCCAUCGCCCGUGAGGUAUUCCUCAGAAGAGACAACGUCGAGACCUACUAUCCAUACGAGGCUGGUUGGUGGAGCGGCAGACCAAUAGAACACCCCAUUGCAUCGUUGCAGGAAGAUCCCAACUUUGUAGCUGACGAUCGACGAUUUGGCCAGGAGCUCCAGAAAGUCAUGGCUUUCUUAGAUCAGACAAAGCGAAGCUAUGGCUCUGUGGAUGUUAUUACCGAACUUCCAUAUAUGCAACAGAACGCUAGGAAUGACGUUGAGACGGAUUUUUUCCUGUGCUUUAAGAAAUUGAUGCAGGGCAAGGCACCAUUGAGACACAUCUUUUCUUCGGCUACUAAUGCUCCAGAUCCCGACUCUGAUGGAAAUACCAUAUUUGCCAUAUUCGACCUCCAUCUUCCCACAAAAGAUUCUCUUAUCGAGAAUCUCUAUGAUCUUGCAGAUGGAGCUCUAUGGGAUGGUUUUCCUCUUACUCUCGAACACUGGCCCUUCUUGAAUCAUCUUGGCGACGUCAUUUCUUUCAGAAUCAAAGGUGAUAAGCUGAAUGAUCAGAAAGCAAUUGAAGUGCCAGUAGUAUGGUAUCCUGAUAGAUAUUUGCAGUUCGUAUCUGAAGAGACAUUAGCUAUGCGUACGGAAAAGCACAAUUUGCAGCUAAAAAUUCAGGAUAUUUCUCGACAAGAGAGGCAAUUAAAAUGGACCACUCACAAUGGAAAAACACUUCUAGUUGAAGAUGUUAUGAGAUUGUCACUCAAUCAUGAUCAGAAUGAGCUUCCACCCAGUAAUAAGAGCAUAGGUGAUCUUACCUCUGAGGUUCCCAUGGGCGGAUCAAAGAGUGCAGAUUUGUCUAAAGGACUCAAAAAGUUGAUGGACAAUGUAAACGCAAAGCUGAAGAAACUACAAGAUGAAAGAGAAAAAGCCAAAGAAGCUUGGAGAGAGCUUUCGAAGUUGUAUACAGACCCCGCCAAGUCUUCUCGGAUCUUGCACAGAUAUACUCUUCGUGGCGUAAGCUUGACUAAGGAGACGACCUAUGUUUGCACCCGCAUAGCACCGGAUCUCAUUGAUUUCGCCGCCAAUGAAGAAGAGCGUAUUCCUCCUAGUGAUGGUCAGUGGUGGAGAAUGCACUUUAGUACCUCGUCUCCUCCUUCAAGAACAGUGGAAAAAACCACCUUGGAAAAGGUUUUGGAGGACAUUAAACUUCAGAAUGAGACCGCAAUUCUAGUUUAUGCUUCCGAUGUGGCAAUGGAGACGGCUACGCGUUCAACACCACCCGAACUUGAGACUUUCGUUUAUCACGAUAAUGCCGCUUUUAGAAAGGAAUUGCCCAAGUCUCAACCUCCAGUGAAUCCCCCUGACGAAUCACAACACUCACCAAGAUCGCCAGGAAAGCGUAAGCGUGAGCAGAAUACAUCUACCCCAGCCUACAAUGACGAAUGGAAUGGAGUCGGAUCUUCUUCAAACACUUCUAGAAACUCCAACACUUCGGUGAAUGACGAGCGGAAUGGAGUCAAAAAUGAAUCCUCGUACACUGACGCUUCGUGGGUGAUGUCUCAAUCGCAGGCUCUACAAACUCGUUACACUCUAAGUGACUCACUCAUUGUGGGUGUCGAUCCAUUUCCCAACGACACACCACAAGAAAUGCAGGAACGUAGUGGUAGCGGCAUGUUACAAAACUUCACUGGCAAUUCUGUUGAGAAAGGUGUGAUUAAUGAUAGCAUGGAGAUUGAAGAUAUCGAGACUGAUGAUAUGCAGCGUGAGGAAGAAGACCUCUCGCUGCCUACCCGUUAG